This is a messenger RNA of Pleuronectes platessa (European plaice), 215 nucleotides long. Its product is annotated as atrial natriuretic peptide receptor 1-like. Gene Ontology annotation, molecular function: guanylate cyclase activity; protein kinase activity; peptide receptor activity. Lineage: Eukaryota; Metazoa; Chordata; Actinopteri; Pleuronectiformes; Pleuronectidae. The record is from RefSeq and is a predicted model, not a curated record. Gene Ontology annotation, biological process: receptor guanylyl cyclase signaling pathway; protein phosphorylation; cGMP biosynthetic process.
AUGUCUGCAGGAGACAGCUCACCUGCUGAGACCCUCCCCCUGCAGAGAUCGUGGGACCGGGUGGUUCUGGGCGAGUGGCCGUGCCUGAGGCCGACCGUCGACCCCCAGGUCCACAGUCCCGAGCUGGGUCAGCUGAUGCAGCGCUGCUGGGCGGAGGAGCCGACGGAGAGACCCGAGUUCAGCCACAUCCGACUGCUGCUGCGGAAACAGAACAA